AUGAGGAUCGUUGUAGCGCUGGUGGUUGUCCUAGUGGCGCUGGCCGUGGCCGACGCAAAGUGCAACAAGUGCAAUCACAACGAGUGCGAAUGUGAGCUGAAGAUUGCCCGCGGGCCAACGCCUCAAGUGUUCCCAUUUUUCAAGAAGAAAAAGUGCAACGUUACUAAGCCGCUGGAGCUGAAGCCGACGCCGGACGUUUGCUCCUGCGAACAGGAGUACCGCAUUCGUCCCUCCUGCUCGGAGCACAUCGAACCGAAGUUUGCCAAGUCGCGAUCGUGCGAGUGUGGUUUCGAUCAUCAUCCAGCGCAACCGAAACCGUAA
Messenger RNA from Anopheles coluzzii, 321 nucleotides. RefSeq lists its product as uncharacterized. The record is from RefSeq and is a predicted model, not a curated record. The transcript has a single exon. Lineage: Eukaryota; Metazoa; Arthropoda; Insecta; Diptera; Culicidae. The coding region runs from base 1 to 321 and encodes 106 amino acids.